AUGACAGAAUACACAUUUAAAUGGCCCAAGGGCCCGAACGAAGUGCUGCUAACCGGAGAUUUCGACAACUGGAGUGGCAGUUUGCCCUUGGUGAAAAAUGCGUUGCAGGGUGAUUUUGCCAUCACAAUGCCUAUCUCGGGAACGCCAGAGGAGAAAUUCAGGUUCAAAUUCAUUGUGGAUGGCGAUUGGCAGACAAGUAACGAAUUUCCGACGGAAACUUCGCGCGAUGGUAUCGUCAAUAACAGUGUGAGCGUUGCAUGGUUUGCAUCACAAGCUGCUGCUGCCGCCGCUAUGUCCCAGGCGUCAUCCGAAGAGGGCCCCAAGCAGUCCAAAAUCCCAGAAAUUGGUCUCAACCUGGUGGCCCCAGAAGUGGCAGCACCUGUCUUGGGAACGCAGGCGCCUCAAAAGGCUCAGCCAGCACCCCGUUCCAACAAGAAAAACAAGAAGAAGAAGAUCCAAAUCAAACGCAGAAUCCGUAGAAACAAAAAAACCGGUGAAAGAACCGUCCUGUCUGAGGAAAGAUCUGAAAUAAAGUCUGGCACCGACACGGACACGUAUGAGACCGAGGAAACAGCCACUGCUACUGCUACUUCAAGAGAGGAGACCCCCUUGUCGGCAAACGAGGGUGAAGCCCCUAUUGUAGCCGUGGUGGAAACUGGACACACGAAAUCCGUGCAGAAUGGAUUCCAAAGCACCGUUAUGCCCUCACAAGAGAACCAACAGCAAACUUUAGGCGAGCCCGGUAUUGCCAUUGUUCCUAACCCCCAAGAAAUUAAAGAAUUUUCAGAAAUCAGAGACGUGGACCAGAACGAGCUCAACGAAAGACUCAACCGCGAGUUGGCUGCUAAGGAUCAUGCAGAAGGUGUGAAGAAACCAGAAACUGACGAAGAUCUGGGUCACAUUUCAUUAAAGCCUGAGGCUGGCGUUCAAGAACCAGACCACUCGGUACUAGAGUUUCCUGUCAAGGAAAAGGACACGAGUGCACCAGAAUUCCCAGUUGCGCUUAAAGAAGAGAGCGAGGUCGAGGCUAUAAAAUCUCCAGAUUACUCGGCGGUGGAAUCGGAUUUGAGUGCACCAGCGCUGAAAUUGGCGCCAACCCAGGAAUCCGUACCAAAGGCUGCGGUCCAGGAGAAGAGUGUUACGUCAACGGCUCCAGAAGACAAUUUGAAGGCCGCGCCUUUGGGUGCAACAGCUUUACCAUUGGGUGCAGCAGCCCUACCACUAGGUGCAGCAGUGAUACCACCAGUCGAGAACGCGGAUAUUGGGACUCUACCACCAGUUGAGGAUAAAGAAGUCAAGGCUCUGCCACCUGUCAAAGACGCAGAUGUCAAGGCUCUACCACCAGUUGAGGAUAAAGAAGUCAAGGCUCUGCCACCUGUCAAAGACGCAGAUGUCAAGGCUCUACCACCAGUCGAAGAAGCAGAUGUCAAGGCUCUACCACCAGUCAAAGAAGCAGAUGUCAAGGCUCUACCACCAGUCGAAGAAGCAGACGUCAAAGCCUUACCACCAGUUCACAACAAAGAGGUUCAAACUCUACCUCCUGCUCAAAACGUGGAUGACCUUGAAUCUUCUCAAGCUCAGACCGCUGCGGCUGUGGUUGCAGCUGAUGUUGCAAAUGAAGCACAAGAAAAGGUCGACUAUAAUCUUGUUCCUGCGCAACAAGAUGUUACGCCAGAAACCAACUCUCAGUCAAAGGGUCAAACUUCUUCUGUAAAGACAGUCAAGAACUUUGACAUUUCACAGCAGCCGGAAACGUCUGCGGAAAAAGCUGCCAUGGACAAAAACGCCGUUGAGAGCUCCCCCACAGACGUUGAAAUUGUGGUCGUCGAGGGCGAAUUGGACCAACUGCCACCCAAGAAGACCUCCUCCGCCGUGGAACCCGCAGUACUGUCUGAGGCCCCACCAUCUGCGGAAGAGCCUACGGGCGUUGUCAAGGGUGUGCCUGGCGCAACAGAUCUCGUAGGUACUGAGUCAGAGGAUAAAUUCGAAGCUGAGGCCCAAGCAGGUACUUCUGCUGAACAAGAGCCAGACCUUAUUUCCGAGGAGAUUGGCGUUAUCACAUCUCCAGAACAAGAAGCCGAAUUGAUUCAGAAAACACUAGACCCUAAGCACGGUAAACCUGGCGAGACUACGGAAUUGCUCGUCGUCGAGGGAGACAUCCCUCCAUCUCAGGUUGCAGAGUACCAAGAGGCCAGCGAAGCUGCGGCCGCAGAGGCCGUUCAGAAACAAAAGCCCGAAGAAGUCAUUGUUGAGCAAGCCCCAAUUGCCAAGGAGACCGCCAAGCCCCAGCCCCAGAAGCCCGUGGCUUCCAAACAAAAAGCCACUCCAGCGUCUCCUGAAAAAAAGAAGAAGAAGAAAGGUCUCUUCUCGAAAAUAAAGAAAAUCUUCAACUAG
Lachancea sp. 'fantastica' is the source of this 2394-nucleotide messenger RNA. Lineage: Eukaryota; Fungi; Ascomycota; Saccharomycetes; Saccharomycetales; Saccharomycetaceae. The record is from the annotation of a GenBank genome assembly.